Molecule: messenger RNA, 265 nt
Organism: Acaulospora colombiana
Lineage: Eukaryota; Fungi; Glomeromycota; Glomeromycetes; Diversisporales; Acaulosporaceae
Source: the annotation of a GenBank genome assembly
GUUGCUCAGAAAGGUCCACUCUACCAUCCUUGAUCGACGUUCGCCACCCGCCGCAGACUGGAAAAAGAUCAAGGCCCCGGUGCUGAUCGCAUAUGGAGCUGAGGACAAGUUAUAUCCGCCGGCGGUCUCCCAAGAGGUAUACGAUUUAGUUUCAGAGGCUCGAAGGAGAGAAAUUCAUUGUGUCCCUAACGGGGCACAUCUGUUUACAUGGCACCAAGCAUCCACGAUAAACCCCAUCCUCGUGGAAUUCCUGGAAAAACCAUGA